UGCGUGUGUGUCAGCUGUGUUCAGAGGGUUACCUGUGUCAGAUCUGUGUGUGCAUCAGCAGUGCUCAUAGGGGUUUGAGCUGACAGAUGUGUGCGAGUGUGCGUUUGUGUCAAAAGCAGAUGUGCGCAGUGAGGGUAGGUCAGAGAGGUGUGUGUGUAAGGAGGCAUCAGUGCCAGGUACAGGAGAGAGAAGUGUGUGUGUGGGGGGGUGAGUGUGACAGAGCCAGCAGAAAAAGUGCCCUGUCUCUUUAAAGGCCCAGACACAGCCCCAUCUGAUGCGGCGGCUCCAAUCAGCAGCCCCUGGGCUCUGGCAGCAGCAGGAGGCUCUGCUCUGCAUUCCUCCCUCUUCCUAAAGGGCUAACAUGGCGAUGGCAGGAUGAGGAUGAGGUGAAGAAGCAGGGGGAUGUGAGAGCUGCAGCUGCACAGACACAAGCGGGGCAGAGAGCACAGCAGGGGGGAUUGCAGCAGAGGAAAGGAGAAGGGGGAAAAAAUUAGAAACACCCAACCCAACAUUUUCAUGGAGAGCAAAAAUCCCAUGCAAGCUGGGGAGGACCAGGACUCCUUUGAGCUGAGACCCUUGCAUCAAAAUGGUGUGUGGGUUUGGCAGGCAGAAUGCAGCACCUUUUGAGAGACCGCUGCGGGAACUUGUGCUGCGCCCUGUUCUCUGUCCAAGAACAUAGAGGAAGCUUGGCCAGCUGCUCUUCAAGUGAGCACCAAAACCCCCACCGACUUCAAUAAAUCCAUUCUGGGGCUGAACUAGGAGCCCUGAGUGAAAAUGUUCCCAGGCAGGUGGCUAAAGAAACCAGACUUGACUCACGAGGCUGAGCAACAUCUGCUGUAUUUUUCGUUAUUUUCCAUUAGCUUGAGAAGCCGCUAUUGAUUUGUUCCGAUGGUUUGCUGACCCUGCUGGGCAGAGGUGCGGAGGAUGAGAAGAUAAGUUAUCCCAGUUGCUUAACAACACAGAUUUCAUUCAGGAAAACUGUCCUGCUUACAGCUUUUUUUUCUUUUGAGUCUUCAUUUAAUGGAUGCAAAAAAGACCAAACUUCUGGUUCUGAACUCUUCGCCAUGCCAGGGGCCCUCUCAUUCUGAAAGCUGAUAGUUGAAAAGACAACUGACUACCCUUCCGCUGAAUACUCUCUGGUGGAGGAUGUAGCCCUCCACUUCACGUGUUUGAUGGACAGACUGAAUGAGCAGCGCCUGUUUCAGCCGGACCUGUGCGAUGUGGACAUUGUCCUAGUUCAGCAGAAGAGCAUCUUCCCCGCCCACAAGGGGGUCCUUGCCGCGUACAGCCAGUUCUUCCACUCUCUCUUCACUCAGAACAAGCAGCUGCAGCGGGUAGAGCUCUCCUUGGAGGCUUUGACUUCCCAAGGCCUCCAGCAGAUCCUCAACUUCAUCUACACCUCCAAGCUGCUGGUGAACUCCUGCAAUGUGCAGGAUGUCCUGAACGCCGCGGCCGUGCUGCAGAUGAGCAACAUCGCCUCCUCCUGCCAGGAGCUCAUCAACACCAGAUCCCUCAGCCUGGCCAUGGCCAGCGACAUGGCCCUGCCCCCCGACGCCUGUGGCAAUGCUAUCCCCCCACAGUACUACUGUGAGAUUAAGCAAGAGGUGGACUCUCUGCACCCCAAGAUCUAUGCCCGGGAAGGAAACGAUCCCUACUCGGUGCGAGUAGAGGACAGGGUGGGUGGAGGUGGCAACCAGCACCUCCCGGCUGUGCCUGCCAAGCAGUAUUACAAGGAGGAGAAGGACAGUGGCCUGGCCACCAUGUGUAAGAUGGAGGGCGGGGAGUCUGAGGAGGAUCUGGACAGCCAGGGCUCUUACAACCGGGAGCAGAUCAUUGUGGAGGUGAACCUCAACAACCAAACCCUCAAUGUUUCCAAGGGGAUGGAAGGGAAGCCCACCACCAACGAAGCUGCCGCCGUGAUUAGCCAACCAGACGGGGAUGGACAUGACACCGAGGAGGAAGGGGAGGAGGAAAAUGAGGAAGCGGGGGAGGAGGAGGAGGAGGACGCUGAGGUGGGGGAGGAGGACGAGGAGGAGCACAGCGAAGAGGAAGACCUGGAGGAGACCACAGAGGAGGAGGAGGAAGAGGAGGACGAUGAAGAGGCGUCCGAAGUGAAAAGGGAAAAAUCUGGGCAGCCCCGCAGGGGGAGCAGGUCAUCCAAGGCCACCAAGUCCACCAUGUCCACCAGGUCCCAGGAUCUGGCCAAGGCGGUGGACGAAGAGGAGGGCCAGCGUGGGAGGAAGAGGAAAAAGGAGCAGGAUGGGCUGGGCCCGAAAGUCAAGCUGGAGGAAAAGCAGCACUACCCCUGCAAGAAGUGCCCCCGCGUCUUCAACAACCGCUGGUACUUGGAGAAGCACAUGAACGUCACCCACAGCCGCAUGCAGAUCUGCGACAAGUGUGGCAAGCGCUUCCUGCUGGAGAGCGAGCUCCUACUGCACCAUCAGACGGACUGCGAGAAGAACAUUCAGUGUGUGACGUGUGGGAAAGCAUUUAAGAAACUUUGGUCUCUGCAUGAACACAAUAAAAUUGUCCAUGGCUACGCAGAGAAGAAGUUCUCCUGUGAAAUCUGUGAGAAGAAAUUCUACACCAUGGCACAUGUGCGGAAACACAUGGUUGCUCACACCAAGGAUAUGCCGUUCACAUGUGAGACUUGUGGGAAGUCGUUCAAACGCAGCAUGUCCCUGAAAGUCCAUUCUCUUCAGCACUCCGGGGAAAAGCCUUUUAAAUGUGAGAACUGCAACGAGCGGUUCCAGUACAAGUACCAGCUUCGCUCUCAUAUGAGCAUCCACAUUGGACACAAACAGUUCAUGUGCCAGUGGUGCGGAAAGGACUUCAACAUGAAACAGUAUUUCGAUGAGCACAUGAAAACACACACGGGUGAGAAGCCCUACAUCUGCGAGAUCUGCGGCAAGAGCUUCACCAGCCGCCCCAACAUGAAGCGCCACCGCCGGACCCACACGGGAGAAAAGCCCUACCCCUGCGACGUGUGCGGCCAGCGUUUCCGCUUCUCCAACAUGCUCAAGGCCCACAAGGAGAAGUGCUUCCGGGUCAGCAACCCCCUGGCUUCGGACACCACCAACCCCGCCAACAAUGGUGGCGGCCUCUCUGUUCCCCAGGGUGCCCCUUCGCCUCACUCACUCACUUUGCCGCUGCUCCACCCCGUGCCCCCUCCUCCGCACCUACCGCCACCGCCUCCCCUGUUCCCAGCCGGGCGGGUCAAUUCGAACAACUAGGCCGGCGUGCGCACGGACUGCUCUGCCGCGCAGGGAGUGCCCAGCGGGCUGCUCGUCCGCGUGACGCGGGGAGAAGGAGGGAGGCCGUUCAUUCUCUCUCUUUCAAUUUUUUACCCCCCUUGGUUUUAUGACGAGCCUGUCAGCCUUCCGUCGAAAGGACAGGUGCUCUGGGCCACAGCAAGCUCCCCUGCAGCUUGGCGUGCCGGCGUUCAAUCAGGGUGUAGACAAACGGCUCGCUCUUCCCUCCUCCUUCCAUGGCUUUCGUGUUUCCCAAGCCCUGGUCAGAGUCCUCCUCCCGCCUCACCAGGCAUUGUUGCUGAGCUGGUUUACCUCUGCUGCCUAGUGCACUGUUGUAUCAGGGCAACGCUUGCCACAAUGUCUUCCCGCUUGCACGUGUUCCUCCAUGUUCCCUGAGAUUACGUUAGACUAACAGUGCACAGCUCAUGCUCAGCCCCAUAGAGCCAUUUCCACUAGUUCCUCACGGCAGCAGUAAGGGUUUUUUCAGGGCCGCCGGGGGAGUGGGGCGGCAGCAAGUGGGGCAAUAUGCCCCGGGCCCCACAGGGGCCCCACAAGCCCUGGUCCAGCGGCAGUCCAGGUCUUCGGCAGCGGGGGGCCCUUCAGCACUGCCAAAGACGUGAAGCGACUGAAGGGCCCUCCGCCGCUGAAAUGCCCCUCGAGCCCUGGUCCGAUGGUGGUCCGGGUCUUCGGUGGCAUUUCGGCAGCCAGGGGCCCUUCAAUUGCUCCGGGUCUUCGGCGGCAUUUUGGCAGCAGGGGGCCCUUCAGUGCUGCUGAAGACGUGGAGCGACUGGAGGGCCCCCGCCGCCGAAAUGCCGCCAAAGACCUGGACCGCCACCGUUAAGAGUACAGGUGCUGCAGCUCCCCUGCUUUGCCCCUGACCCCCUGAAUCCUCUGGGCGGCCCUGGGUUUUUUUUAGGUGUUUUGUCUCGUGAGGCAGCACUUUUAGCUUUGCAUGUGGCUAUUAGUCAGGAACUUGUCCGCGAAGCAUCCUGUGUGAAAUGUUUUAUCAGGGUUGCGUCCCUCUUUAGUACACCACUGAAACCACCUGAAAAGACUACAAGUCCCAGCAUGCAGUGCCAUUCCAAAUGGCUUUUUCCUAGGCGAAGGAAGGAACAUAGCAUGCUGGGAGCUGUAGUUUUUGCAGGCUGUGGUAAAGAUAAAGGUUGCCACAUUGCACACUUUGGGUAUGUCUGUGCUGCUGUCAGAGGUGCCACUGCGGCACCUGUAGACGUACCUGAGCUAGCUUUUAUCUAGCUAUCUUGAAGAAUAAUUGCACUGAAUCUGCAGCAGCAUGGGCCAUGCAAGCCCAUCCAGGGUCCUGGCUACGUACUCGAACAGCUAGUCUGUAGUGCCGUAGCAUCACUGCUGUUGUUAUUUGAGCUAGCUCGGUCAAAGCUAGCCUUUGGUAUGUCUGCAUGUGCUGCCAUCACACUCCUCUGAUUGCAGCUUAGACCAACCGUUUGGUAACCCUGCUCUAGUCACCAUAAUGGGUGUUUCAGCCCAAAUCAUCAUUCUCUGGGAAAACUGCACAAGACAUGGGCACACAGAGAUGCAAAAAUGCACAGGAGCUAGAAUCCCUGUGAGAUUGGCUCGGAGGCUAUUUCACACAGUGAGUCAGACGCAGGAAUAGUCACAAGGAAAGGCAGAGAUGCUGUUAUUCUGUCCAUAGUGGAGGGGGGUUUCUAAGUGGCACAGGCUACGAAAACAAAAGAUGGUAAUAUUUCAUGGCAGCUGCACGGAUUAGAGAUAGUGGCUGUUACAUGUAAUCUAGCAUAUUUUUUCUUGAGCCCGUCCGUACUGUAGGAGAGAGCUUUUAAUGAGUUCGCCACUUCGUUACAAGAAUCUCCUGGUCAUGGCUGAAAUCCAAGCCAGGUUAGGGAGGAUGAGACGUUACCACUAUCUGGUAUCUUCAGUGGCCCACACGACACAGAAUCAUAGAAUAUCAGGGUUGGAAGGGACCUCAGGAGGUCAUCAAGUCCAACCCCCUGCUCAAAGUAGGACCAAUUCCCAACUAAGUUAUGAGUUAGGGGGCUGUGUAUUAGUGGACAGGGGCCCACAUCUCAAAACCCACCAUCACAGCCUGCUCUUGUUAGCAGCCCUUGUUAUGUCUUCCUUUCCAACCGGGAUUCCACCCCCCCAUCCCCCACUUCCUCUGCAAUUUGUUAGACUAGAGCCCCAACCCAGGCAGCUGGGUUUAAUGAAAGGAUUCACUAGCUGGAUAUGAUUUUUCCCCCAAGGAGGUUAAGACCCAUGAUAAUCCCAGCUCCGAUGCUAGAAAUGAGCCCCGCGUUGCUAGGAAGUGGUCUGGAGCUGUGUGUGGGCUCUGGUGGUGGAGCUGGAGCAUUCCCGUGGUGAUCUCUCCGUUGGUCUUUAGACUUAAAAGCAGGCUGGAAAGUCGUUCCUCUCCAGCCUGAAUGGCGCAGCAGGAUCUAGUCCUCAGCUGGACUUCCCUGGAAGUUACUCUUCAUAAUAGUGCCUUACCGUUAUUGAAAGUAAGCUCCCCGGUGUGUGCUCGGGAGUCUGCUUAGCCUGAAGUCUGCACACCAGAUCUGAUAACCUGCCCGUAGUACCAAGGAAGGGCGGUGAUUCGUCUCCUUUUCCUUCGUUCAUGUCUCAUGCCCCCCAGCCCCAGUACUUUACUCUUCUUUAGGAGUCCAGUUUUGCCUUCAGUUAUGGCACAGUAAGCUUUUGUACAGAGGAAGUGCAUUUGAGGGCGUUAGUAUGGAGUUGGCUACUAGAAUUCAGUGGCCCUCUAGCCAGAGGCUGCCUAUUGGUGAUGGGGCCUGGCAAGAAGGACAAGCACCUUAUAAAAUGUUGCAAGCCCAUGUGAGCUUCAGGUCCGGCAAAUUUAACUCCCUCGCCUGGCUCCAUGGUACUGCUUGAUUGAUGCGGGUUGUGCCACGUUACUUAGUGUGCCAUUUCAGACUAGGGAAGCCUUUUUGCAUUGGCCUCUAGGGGGGGAUAGCUCAGGUUACUGAAGUGCAGCAGAACAGUACCCAUCCCGGCCUCUGCUGGCUCUGUCUGAAGCUGCAUCACAUAGGUGGGCUUUUCUGUCUCUUACACGGACAGCUCUCAUCUUGCAUUUCACUUAUUAAGGAUCGUUUCACACUCAUGGAGUACAGCUUAUAACCCUGAUGUCAUGUGGCUGGCAUGUGCCAUGGUCAGGGAAUGGCAGAUCAUUUAGGCCCUGUGUAGAAUGGCUUUUUUGUUACCUCCCAUAGCCUAAAAUGGGGCUUGCACUUGUGUGACUUUCCCCAGGAUAAGCCCCGUUUUGCAGCAGUAUGGUGCCUGUACUUUCCAAGGCUGCAACAGUGUAACCACACUGAUGUAAUUACCCUAGUCUAGAGGCUUUCCCUAGUCCAAAUAAGCCCUCAACGCUACAUCCUGCAAGACUCUAAGCACCUCCCAGGAGGCACCUUCAACUCCCAUUGGUGUGUGUUGAGGGGUGUUUUGCACUGCUCUAAGAGCUGCUCAACACCUUGCAGAGUGGCAGAAGGCAGUGCUGGCUGUGGUCAUUUUAUUGCCCCUCAUGUAUCUCCAGGUCCCAAUGUGUGUGGAGCAGGGUCUAGGAGAAAAGGCUAUACUGAAAUAUAUUGGCCAGAUUCAUAGUUGGCAAUGCGAGCACUGCCAUGGGGAUAUGAAAAAGAGAAGAAGGAGAGAGAAGACACACGUAGUCAGCUGAAGAAGCCCUUUCUCAUUAGCAAUUUGUUCUGUUGGCUUUAUAGCUUCGGUCGAGACACCUACAUGCGUGGAGAUUCUGAGCCACGGCUGGCUAAGGCAGAAGCUGCAACGGCGUGCCUUAAUAGCCCCAACUUAUCAAAGCAUUUAACACAUGCAGGCAGCCAUCUUUAUUCAAUGGCCAUGUGUUUAAGCCUCAUUGAAGUCAACGGGAUUUAACCGUGUGCUUAAAGUUAAGCGUGAGCUUAAGUGCAUUGCUGACUAGGGCUAGACUGCUGACUUGUGACUUUAAAUGACUGAUCCACUUCACUCCUGCUUGGCGCACCAACUGCACCUCCAGCGCUGCCCCCCACAUCUGGCACCUCCUCGUUAGUGCACCAGCUGGCAUUGAAAGGCACAUCACUUUUCACAUCCAUUGGCCCCUUCUGUCAGCUGUGUCAGCCGCAGCUAACUGAAGUCAGUUAACGUCUUGUAUUGCAGGUUCUAUGCUGGCAAACAAUCUGGUUUUGCUUCAUGUAAAGUGAGGCGGCUGCUGAAUGGGUGCCAGUAUGGCUGUGAGCACCUCAGAUCAGGGGCAGAUAUCCCAUGGGACAGGGUGUCCUACUCAGCUGCUGCCACAGGUUCAGCAUCCUGGGUUUUGUUAGGACUGUCCAACAUCUUUUAGAUACCACAUGUGUCUGCACGGAGACCUGAUGGCUCAAGAACUUGGCAAUGAGCUAGAGACCCUCAGGCAUUUAGGUCACUGGAGUGAACCCAACCCAAGUUGGUCAUGACUGGAAGGUCUUAUCCUCUGAGGAUGACUGGCUGAAGGCCUAUGCUAUGAGGGAUUUGAUGGUCUCAUCCCAGUGGCUCAGAGUUCAUGUCAUUAAAAGCCACCUCCAUCGUUGUCCCUCUUGCCUAGCCCUUGCAGCAGUCUCAACAGAGGUCACGGAAAGAAAGGGCUGUGCGCACUUAUUUCCCCUGCCACUCCUACUCUUCCACGUCAGGGUUGAGGCAGGUGAGCAUGGCCAGAAAAUGUCAGCCUUCAGGGCUGCGAAACUGGUUCCUUUCCCCAGCACUGAAUCUACUCCCACAAACACACACUGUCCAAAAAGGAAAGGCAUUGAUUUCCUAGAAUCCAAUCGGAAUCGCUCACUUCUCCCCCAGCCUGCUGCAGUUUCUCAGUGUGCCUGUCUCAGAGGCCUGUUCUUCCUCACAGACUGGGGUAAAUCCAGUGGGAUGCCAUCUGUGUACGCAAAACGUGCAUUGCAUACACAACCGGCUGGGCAUGCCCCCGGAGGACCCCAUUCUGUAGAACAAAAUGGCAUCCUCUGUCCAGCGUGCCCUCGCAUGCGCUGCACAUGCAAGGUCACGGCUCAUGGAGGACACUAUUUUGGAUUGCCUAAGAUGUGCAGGUGAGUUGUUGCGUGUCUUACUAAAGCUGCCACAGCAUGCCACAAGAGGACCUGGCCGUGACCCCACUGAAGCCAGCGUUAAACAGGUGUAAGCGGGAGGAGAAUCCAGCCACUUGGUGCUACGGGCAGACACUGGUGCAUAAAGAAUCCAUCCAUGCCUGUUUGCCCAUUUGGGUUUAUUUUAAAAUGUUGCCCAGAGAGCAGCCUGGAGACAGCAGAGCAGGGCAUGCACACGAACACUUGAGGAGCCAGAUCCCUGGGUCUCCAAGGCCAGGAUGGAGAGAUGCCUCCAGGACUCCUGUGCUAUCUCUGAAUCCUUUUGUCUACACCCUUACUGAGUCUAAAUGUGUCAAUUUGGGUAUUUUUGUGACCAUACCAAGAGCUGAAGCAAAUGGUUCCAGAAGUGUUUUGGCCCAUGUUCGUCUCUGGUAGAACUCCUAGAAAGCCUCUUGAGUUCGACCAGGGGAGAAAUUCGGCCUGUUGUUUUCAAUAUUUUUAUUAUUUGAAUUCUUGCACCUUAACCCCUCGCAUCCUUCUUUCAAUGCGCUAUGAGUCUAAGAGGGGCUUUAUUUCCACUAGCAAUUAAUGAACGUUCAGCAAACAAGUCUGCGCACACACACACACACCUGCCCACUCCCCCAGCCUCAUUUUCUUGGGUUGAACCUGCAGGGAGGGGGCGAUGGUGGGGAUUAUCUUUGUUUUCAAUUUCCCAGGAACCUGGUAGCCCAGACCAGUUUGCCUCAUGUAUUGUUCAUAAAGCAGGACUGGCCCCCUGGCCAACAGCCAUAACGAGAACGCAGCCAGAGGGGUGAUGGACUGAGAUGGCUGUGACGCAGUGCAAUAGCAAAUUGACAUCAGCUGCUGGACAACCUUGAUUUUUAACUCUGCAGACAGACACCUUUGGUCCACAUGGAUGGAAGCAGCUUUCCACCACAGCCCUGCCUAGAGACACAUCAUCCAUGAAGGGAAGGGGUGGGUAGAACCUAAUAAAAGAACAACCUCAGUAGCAUGGAACUUGAAGGAAACAAACGGACAGAAAAAGAAAACAAGCACUUCACUUGCCUCAGACUAGUUUCUAAUGCCUGAUGUUUGGCUGUGUAUUAUUUUAUGGCAUUCAGUAUCUGUUGCCCAAACAUGCCAAGUAAAGAGUGUAUCGGUGGCUCUACUAGUUGUGAACAAAAUAAAUGAAGCACUUUAUUCUGUGUAGAUACGGGGAAGGGGAUCAGAGGAGUUUGGAUGCUUUCCAAAAGCAUCUUAAGUAAUGUUCUAGGAAAUGUAUUAUUACUACUUUUUUUUAAUUACCAUGUGUAAUCAAUAUAUGUUUAUCUUUAACUCCAA
Gopherus flavomarginatus (Mexican gopher tortoise) is the source of this 9661-nucleotide messenger RNA. RefSeq names its product zinc finger and BTB domain containing 47 (gene ZBTB47). Gene Ontology annotation, cellular component: nucleus. The transcript is spliced from 7 exons. The coding region runs from base 1173 to 3233 and encodes 686 amino acids. Gene Ontology annotation, molecular function: DNA-binding transcription factor activity, RNA polymerase II-specific; RNA polymerase II cis-regulatory region sequence-specific DNA binding; protein binding. Lineage: Eukaryota; Metazoa; Chordata; Testudines; Testudinidae. Gene Ontology annotation, biological process: regulation of transcription by RNA polymerase II. The record is from RefSeq and is a predicted model, not a curated record.